Apaloderma vittatum (bar-tailed trogon) is the source of this 4544-nucleotide messenger RNA. It is a transcript of the gene DCAF1, whose product is annotated as Vpr (HIV-1) binding protein. The record is from RefSeq and is a predicted model, not a curated record. Lineage: Eukaryota; Metazoa; Chordata; Aves; Trogoniformes; Trogonidae. The transcript is spliced from 23 exons. Gene Ontology annotation, biological process: protein ubiquitination. Bases 3 to 4520 code for a protein of 1505 amino acids. Gene Ontology annotation, molecular function: histone H2AT120 kinase activity; nuclear estrogen receptor binding. Gene Ontology annotation, cellular component: Cul4-RING E3 ubiquitin ligase complex; nucleus.
CCAUGACUUCAGGAUCUGGGCAUGUGGACUCCAAGGCUGAGCUCACUGCUUUGCUUGAGCAAUGGGAAAAAGACCAUGGCAGCGGGCAAGACAUGGUCCCUAUCCUUACCAGAAUGUCUGAGCUGAUUGAGAAAGAGACUGAAGAGUACCGCAAAGGGGAUCCAGACCCUUUUGAUGACCGACAUCCAGGUCGAGCAGACCCGGAGUGCAUGCUUGGCCACUUACUGAGGAUACUUUUCAAGAACGAUGAUUUCAUGAACGCGCUAGUGAACGCUUACGUGAUGACAAGCAGGGAACCUCCGUUAAACACUGCUGCCUGUCGACUUCUUCUGGAUAUCAUGCCGGGACUGGAAACAGCUGUUGUCUUUCAGGAAAAGGAAGGCAUAGUUGAAAAUCUCUUUAAGUGGGCGCGAGAGGCUGAUCAGCCACUAAGGACGUAUGCAACAGGGCUCUUAGGAGGAGCUAUGGAAAACCAAGAUAUUGCUGCAAAUUACAGGGACGAGAACUCACAAUUGGUGGCUUUGGUGCUUCGACGGCUACGAGAGUUACAGGUUACUGAAAUGACUACAAAGCAAGAAAACAAGCGUCCCAGUCCACGGAAAGUGCCAUCAGAUCCUCUGCUGCCUCUGGAUGAAGAGGCUGUGGAUAUGGAUUAUGGGGAGAUGGCAGUAGAUGGGGAGCAAGAGGAAGUUCCUGGUGACAUGGAGAUCUCCUUUCAUCUUGAUUCAAGUCACAAGACCAGUAGCAGAGUGAAUUCCGCUACAAAGCUAGAUGAUGGGGGACUGAGAAAAAGCAAAUCAGGGAAACAGCAUGAAAGAGACGGCUUCCGGAAGGCCAAGCAAAAGCUGGGCUUCUCCACUUCAGAACCAGAGCGGAUGUUUGUUGAACUGUCCAACAGCAGCUGGUCAGAAAUGUCUCCAUGGGUGAUUGGCACUAAUUACACACUUUACCCCUUGACUCCCGCCAUAGAGCAGAGGCUAAUUCUUCAGUACCUGACUCCUUUAGGGGAGUACCAAGAGCUACUACCGAUCUUUAUGCAACUGGGAUCAAGGGAGCUGAUGAUGUACUACAUUGACUUGAAGCGAACCAAUGAUGUGCUGCUCACUUUUGAAGCCCUUAAGCAUUUGGCAUCGCUGCUGCUGCACAACAAGUUUGCGACGGAGUUUGUUGCUCAUGGAGGAGUGCAAAAGUUGCUGGAGAUUCCUCGUCCUUCUAUGGCAGCAACAGGGGUCUCCAUGUGCUUGUAUUAUUUGUCUUACAAUCAAGAUGCCAUGGAGAGGGUGUGCAUGCACCCCCAUAACGUGCUUUCAGAUGUGGUAAACUACACCUUAUGGCUAAUGGAGUGCUCUCACGCCUCGGGCUGCUGCCAUGCUACCAUGUUCUUCUCCAUUUGCUUCUCCUUCCGUGCUGUCCUGGAGCUCUUUGACAGGCAUGAUGGCCUUCGACGCCUGGUUAACCUGAUAAGCACUCUUGAGAUCUUAAACCUGGAAGACCAAGGAGCCCUUUUAAGUGAUGAUGAGAUAUUUGCCAGUCGCCAGACUGGGAAACACACCUGCAUGGCCUUGCGUAGGUACUUUGAGGCUCACCUUGCUAUCAAACUUGAACAGGUGAAGCAGUCACUCCAGCGCACAGAAGGUGGCAUUCUGGUCCAUCCACAGCCCCCCUACAAGGCCUGUUCAUAUACUCAUGAGCAGAUUGUGGAGAUGAUGGAGUUCCUGAUUGAGUAUGGUCCAGCACAGCUCUACUGGGAGCCAGCAGAGGUUUUUCUCAAAUUGUCUUGUGUCCAGCUCAUGCUCCAGCUCAUUUCAAUAGCGUGCAACUGGAAGACAUACUAUGCAAGGAAUGACACAGUACGAUAUGCUUUGGAUGUACUAGCCAUCCUGACUGUGGUUCCUAAAAUCCAGUUGCAGCUGGCAGAACCUGUGGAUGUGUUAGAUGAAGCUGGAUCUACUGUUUCCACUGUGGGUAUUAGUAUCAUCCUUGGAGUUGCUGAGGGUGAAUUUUUCAUCCAUGAUGCUGAGAUUCAGAAAUCAGCCCUUCAGAUCAUCAUCAACUGUGUAUGUGGCCCAGAUAAUCGGAUCUCCAGUAUUGGCAAAUUCAUCUCUGGAACUCCUCGGCGAAAGCUUCCUCAGGCCCCCAAGAGCAGUGAGCACACGUUAGCGAAGAUGUGGAAUGUGGUGCAGUCCAACAAUGGCAUCAAAGUGCUGCUGUCCUUGCUGUCUAUAAAGAUGCCAAUCACGGACGCAGAUCAGAUCCGAGCGCUAGCCUGCAAAGCCUUGGUGGGGCUCUCGCGCAGCAGUACUGUCCGGCAGAUUAUCAGCAAGCUCCCCCUCUUCAGCAGCUGUCAGAUUCAGCAGCUGAUGAAAGAGCCGGUGCUUCAGGACAAGCGCAGCGAGCACGUGAAGUUUUGCAAAUAUGCUGCUGAGCUGAUAGAGCGUGUCUCGGGGAAGCCGUUGCUGAUUGGCACAGAUGUGUCUUUGGCUCGGUUGCAGAAAGCGGAUGUGGUGGCCCAGUCAAGGAUAACAUUUCCUGAGAAGGAGCUGCUGCUCUUGAUUCGGAACCAUCUCAUCUCUAAGGGCCUAGGAGAAACGGCAUCUGUCCUUACGAAAGAGGCUGACCUACCCAUGACUGCAGCAUCUCAUUCAUCUGCCUUCACCCCUGUUGUGGCUGCUGCCUCCCCUGUGACCCUGCCUCGCACUCCUCGCAUAGCUAACGGCAUCUCAGCCCGUUUGAGUAGCCACAAUUCUGUAGGUUCCACUGCCGCCUCUGUCCAUGCUCAGGCAAGGCCACCUGCAUCCCAAGGUCCACUUGCCCUUCCGGGGCCUUCUUAUGCCAGCAACUCGCCUCUGAUUGGCAGGAUUAGCUUUGUCAGGGAGAGGCCAUCUCCCUGCAACAGCAGAAAAAUCAGAGUAUUGCGACAAAAAUCGGACCAUGGCGCCUACAGCCAGAGCCCAGCUAUCAAAAAGCAGCUGGACAGACACCUUCCUUCCCCACCCACACUGGACAGUAUAAUCACAGAGUACCUUAGGGAGCAGCACGCCCGCUGCAAGAACCCCGUUGCCACCUGCCCCCCUUUCUCUCUCUUUACUCCCCAUCAGUGUCCUGAGCCAAAACAGAGGCGCCAAGCGCCAACUAACUUUACCUCACGGCUGACCCGCAGGGCAGCGUUUCCGAAGUACGGAGGGGUGGAUGGUGGCUGCUUUGAUAGACAUCUUAUAUUUAGCAGGUUCCGUCCAAUUUCUGUGUUCAGGGAAGCAAAUGAGGAUGAGAGUGGCUUUACUUGUUGUGCGUUUUCUGCAAGAGAACGAUUCUUAAUGCUGGGUACUUGCACGGGGCAGUUGAAACUCUAUAAUGUGUUCAGUGGACAGGAAGAGGCCAGUUACAAUUGCCAUAACUCUGCCAUCACGCACCUAGAGCCAUCCAGGGAUGGAUCUUUAUUGCUGACAUCUGCUACAUGGAGCCAACCUCUGUCUGCGUUGUGGGGAAUGAAGUCUGUCUUUGAUAUGAAGCAUUCCUUCCCUGAUGACCACUAUGUGGAGUUCAGCAAGCACUCUCAGGAUAGGGUCAUUGGCACAAAAGGAGACAUUGCCCAUAUCUAUGAUAUUCAGACUGGCAACAAGCUAUUGACUCUGUUUAACCCAGAUCUUGCCAACAACUACAAGAAGAACUGUGCCACCUUUAACCCCACUGAUGACCUUGUCCUAAAUGAUGGUGUCCUCUGGGAUGUCAGAUCGGCACAAGCCAUCCACAAGUUUGACAAAUUCAACAUGACCAUCAGUGGUGUUUUCCAUCCCAAUGGGCUGGAGGUCAUAGUCAACACAGAAAUUUGGGACCUCCGAACCUUCCAUUUGUUACACACAGUACCUGCACUGGAUCAGUGUCGUGUGGUCUUCAACUAUACUGGCACAGUUAUGUAUGGAGCUAUGUUGCAGGCAGAUGAUGAAGAUGACCUUCUGGAGGAGAGAAUGAGAAGUCCCUUUGGCUCUUCUUUCAGGACAUUUAAUGCAACCGAUUAUAAACCUAUAGCUACCAUAGAUGUAAAGCGGAAUAUCUUUGACUUGUGCACAGACAGCAAGGACUGCUAUCUGGCCGUCAUUGAGAAUCAAGGGAGCAUGGAUGCCAUGAACAUGGAUACAGUUUGCAGACUGUAUGAAGUAGGCAGGCAGCGUUUGGCAGAAGAUGAAGAGGACGAAGAAGAAGACCAGGAGGAAGAAGAGCAAGAAGAAGAAGAUGAUGAUGAAGAUGAUGAUGAUACAGAUGACCUUGAUGAACUAGAUACAGACCAGCUGCUGGAGGCUGAGCUGGAGGAGGAUGAGAACAAUGAGAAUGCUGGUGAGGAUGGAGAAAAUGACUUUUCUCCCUCUGAUGAUGAGGAGCUUGCCAACCUCCUAGAAGAGGGAGAUGAGGGUGAAGAUGAAGAUUCUGAUGCUGACGAGGAAGUGGAGCUGAUUCUUGGAGACACCGACAGCUCAGAUAACUCUGACUUGGAGGACGACAUAAUCCUGUCUCUGAACGAGUGAGGAGUGACUGCCAGGUGGGGUGUU